CCCGCCGCAUUUGGCGGCCGCCGCCGCGGAGCAGGGCGCGGGGGGGGAUGAUGGAUCCGCGGCUGCGGCUGCUGACGCCCCGCGCCCGCCUGCCCGCCGUCAAUGGAGGAGGACGCUGAGACCCGCAAGAUCAGCAGCAGUUUCCUGCGAGACCACAGCUAUGCCACGGAAGCUGACAUCAUCUCCACAGUUGAGUUCAACCACACUGGAGAGUUACUGGCAACAGGGGACAAGGGGGGCCGGGUUGUAAUAUUUCAGCGUGAGCAGGAGAGCAAGAACCAGCCCCACCGCAGGGGAGAGUACAAUGUCUACAGCACCUUCCAGAGCCACGAGCCAGAGUUCGAUUACCUGAAGAGCCUGGAGAUCGAGGAGAAGAUCAACAAGAUCCGAUGGCUGCCGCAGCAGAACGCGGCGUACUUCCUGCUCUCCACCAACGAUAAGACUGUGAAGCUAUGGAAGGUCAGCGAGCGGGACAAGAGACCGGAGGGAUACAACCUCAAGGACGAGGAUGGCCGACUCCGAGACCCCUCCAUGAUCACCGUGCUGCGGGUGCCCGUGCUGCGGCCCAUGGACCUGAUGGUGGAGGCCACUCCCCGGAGGGUGUUUGCCAACGCCCACACCUACCACAUCAACUCCAUCUCCGUCAACAGCGACUACGAGACCUACAUGUCAGCGGAUGACCUGAGGAUAAACCUGUGGAAUUUUGAAAUCACAAAUCAAAGUUUUAACAUCGUGGACAUCAAGCCGGCCAACAUGGAGGAGCUGACGGAGGUGAUCACGGCGGCCGAGUUCCACCCGCACCACUGCAACACCUUCGUGUACAGCAGCAGCAAGGGCACCAUCCGCCUGUGCGACAUGCGCGCCGCGGCCCUGUGCGACCGCCACGCCAAGUUUUUUGAAGAGCCUGAAGACCCAAGUAACCGGUCAUUUUUUUCUGAGAUCAUCUCCUCAAUCUCUGAUGUCAAAUUCAGCCACAGUGGAAGGUACAUCAUGACCCGGGACUACCUCACUGUCAAGGUGUGGGACUUGAACAUGGAGAACCGGCCCAUUGAGACCUACCAGGUCCACGACUACCUGCGGAGCAAGCUCUGCUCGCUCUACGAGAACGACUGCAUCUUUGACAAGUUUGAGUGCGUCUGGAACGGCUCUGACAGUGUCAUCAUGACCGGCUCCUACAACAACUUCUUCCGCAUGUUCGACCGCAACACCAAGCGCGACGUGACGCUGGAGGCGUCGCGGGAGAACAGCAAACCCCGUGCCAUCCUCAAACCCCGCAAGGUCUGCGUGGGUGGAAAGCGCAGGAAAGACGAGAUCAGUGUGGACAGUCUGGACUUUAGCAAAAAGAUCCUGCACACAGCUUGGCACCCCUCCGAGAACAUCAUCGCUGUGGCAGCCACCAACAACCUGUACAUAUUCCAGGACAAGGUUAACUAGGAGGACCAGGUCUUCUUUAGGAGCCUCAUGUACUGAUACCAGUAAACACAGGGUUUCAACUGUUCCUCUUUUCUUUCUUUCCUUUCUUUCCUUUCUUUUCUUUCUUUCCUUUCCUUCUUUUCCUUUCCUUCCUGUUCUUUGUUCAGUUCCUGCUCUGCAGAUCGCGGUUGUGCAGAGGAGCACUGGGGCACUCCGGCCCAGGGGCCACUGGGGGCACCCCCCAGACACCAGACUUACACAGGGAGAGCUGAGACUUCUUACAGGGCAGUGUGAGGAUGUCAGGCCUGGCUGUCCCCUGUCCCCAGGCACGUCCCCAGGCAGUGCUGGGGUGGCAGCAGCCUGAUGGCUGAGGAGGUGAUGUAGAGGGGGCUGUCAGCUGGGAAGGGAUUGAUGGGGUAACACGAUUGAUGGCCAGCUCUGGUGGCAGUGGUCCUACACCAAUUGCUUUAAACCUGAUCCCAGAAAUAUUCCACCUGUUGUGUGGAAGACUGGAAUGUUGCCUCCCUUUGCCACUUUCCACAUUUGUCUUUUUAUUACAAUUAUUUUGUGUUUUACCAACAGAGACAGCAAAACCAAACGUAAAGUUCAGUUUUGCAGUGGACAAGCUUAAGGGGCAGGGGGUAUGUGCUGCACCUCCAGAUGUGUCUGCUCCAGCCAGGUUGCCCCCCCAGCCCUAGAACCCUCCUGAGGAUUUGGCUUUGUAGAUACUGUGGUGCCUUCUUUGGUAUAUGAAAUACCUUUAUAAAUGAUGCUUCCGACCUGCAUUGAUCGCAAACCAAACCAACCCUGGGCUCUGCUGCAGUUCUGGGCUUUGCUUUGGUCACUUUUCUCAUUCUGUUGUGAGCUCUUGCAUGUCGUGACUGACUGUCUCUCUCUCUUUCUCUCUCUCUCUCUUUCUCUCUUUUUUAAUUAAUUUAUUUAUUUAUUCAAUUUUUUUAAGAUAAAAGUAUAAGUUGCUAAUUUAUGACCUAAAAAAAAAUCCAACUGUAUAUUGCUGUUAGCCCCUGACUGUGUCAGAGAGAGGCUGUCUGCAGUCCUACAUUAUAAUAACAAUGAUAAUAAUAAUAAAACUGGUAACUCUUUCUCUUUGCAUGGCGAGGCUGCCUCUUUCCACUCUACGGAUUGGUCAGGUCCCUCUUUAAUUGAGCAACUGUUCAAUAUAAAAAGAUUGACUGGAUUUUCUGUAAAUCUGAAAACUGCUCCUGCAGCAAGAAGCAAAUGAAGUCAAUUACAAAAUUCAACACCGUCACUUCGGCAGUGGCUCCACAAGGGUGACCCUGAUGCCAUCCUCCUGAGGGGACACCUGGCACCCCCAGCACCCAAGGCCUUCAGGGAUCACGAGUCACCAAGGCCAGGUGUCCCCGGGACAGCCUCUCUGCAGGCACCAUGAGGAUCAUGGCAUGCCCCGACCCGGGAAAGGAACUGCUGCACACCCACAGAGCUCAUGGACUGCACGGAAAACCAGGAGCUGGUUGGAGGCAGGGGCCCCCCAGACGCCACUUUCAGAGGAGCCAUUCCAAGGGAAGAACAAAGUGCACUGGCUUAUGGAUUUAUUCCAAGGGAUGGCUUUCAGGAGUAACUUUUUUUUAAAAUGAAAUGGUAAAAUAAAAUAGCAAGAGUAAAUGCACCAUUUUAUAAGAAAAUGCUCCUUUUUGGUUGUGUAAGGAAAGCCUGCGCUGCGGUGUCAGAAGUAAAGUUGUCCCAAACGUG
This is a messenger RNA of Haemorhous mexicanus (house finch), 3144 nucleotides long. RefSeq names its product protein phosphatase 2 regulatory subunit Bbeta (gene PPP2R2B). Bases 103 to 1434 code for a protein of 443 amino acids. The record is from RefSeq and is a predicted model, not a curated record. Gene Ontology annotation, molecular function: protein phosphatase regulator activity; protein binding. The transcript is spliced from 9 exons. Gene Ontology annotation, cellular component: cytosol; protein phosphatase type 2A complex. Gene Ontology annotation, biological process: peptidyl-serine dephosphorylation. NCBI's taxonomy places the organism in Eukaryota, Metazoa, Chordata, Aves, Passeriformes, Fringillidae.